AUGCUCCUUGCUCAACGCAAACAGAAACAAAGGUUAACUGGAAAGAUUGGACACAAUGAUUCUGAAUAUGAAAUUGGACGUGGACACAAUGCGGGGAUCUUGCAGGGAAUUCCGGGGCCAAAACGAACUCCAGAAAGAGUACGAAGUGCGGCACCGUAUGCAGAACACCAACAACCCCAACAAUAUCAACAAUAUCAGCAACCACAACAGCAACAACAACGAUCACCACAGUUAAUGCCAAGUAAUGCACCUUACGCAGAUGAUCGCAAUGGAUAUCAUCAACCACGACCCAUAAGUUUUCCCUCUGUACUUCCACCAAUCUCUGCAGCUCCACUAAUUCCAGCUCCACUGGUUAUAAAUAGAUCUCCAAUGCGGUUCCCAUCGGCAUUGGAUGGUGGAAUGGGUAUGCAUAUCCCCCCAACAUGGACCCCACCGAGUCCUUACAAUGCCCAACCAUUACAACUACAAUUACAACAACAACCACAACAAUUACAACAACAAUUACCACAAACACCUGUAGUAGUAUCAUUACCACCUGUACAAGUUCAUGCACCCAGUGUCUCUCCUACGCCUGCGCCUGGAUUUGCAAAUAAUAGAAACCAUUACGGUACUCGUCCACAGUCUAGACAGUCUCCCGGUGUUUUGCCUCCCGGUGCCAUGCCGAGUGGCGAUGAUGGGGAUGAAUUGAAUGCACGCCAAUUGGCACGUCAACGGGCGAUUGAAGUUCAAAGAGAAAACGCACGAUUAGUGGAGGAACGCCGUCGUCAACGAGCCCUUGAGAAACAACGAGAAGCGGAAGAGGAAAGACGACUGGAGCGUCUCGCACAGGCAGAGAUGGGCCAAGCCAAAUUAGGCAUACAAAAAGAGAGAGGCAUGGGAAUGGAAAAGGGAGCGGCAUUUAUGGAAGAACGACGGGAGACGGAAGAGAGAGUGCGAAUGAUGGGCCGUAAAGCCGCACAGGCAGAACAGAGAAGAGCCGAAAGUGAAGAACGAGAAAGAGCACAAGAUCGGGGAGAAUUACCACCAAUGCCAAGAAGAGCCACCACAGCCACAGCCACCACAACUACAAGUAAUGCUAGACUAAAUACAUCACCAGGAACAGACAUCUCAGGAGCUGAAUUGAUGGUACCGAAUAAUAAUGGACUUGUAGAGAGUAGAAGGACGAGUCAAGUACCUCUAGAUUUAAGAAGUAAUCAAUCUCUACAACAAUCUACUCACUUUGUACAAGCACCAUCAGGGUUUGCUGUAUCGGAUGGAAUUUCUUCCUAUACACCACAACCUUUAAACUUUCCUUCAGAUCCAUUACCAAUUGGUGGUGAUCCAUUACGAGAUCUACAACCCUUUCCAGCCUUUGAUAUGAUGCGACCAUUAUCCUUUCCAUCUGCGGUACCCACAAUAGAAACUACAGCCCCUACAACAACAACAACAACAACAACAAUAACGACUACUGUACCAGAUCCUGUGCAGUGGUCUGCACCACUUUCUAAUUUCCCAAUUGGACAAACAUCAUCUGCUGCAAAUGCACAACGUAUGGAAUCGCAAUUAAAAGAUAUUGCUACCACUCACAAUAUUAUUCAUCAUAUUUUGGAAAAUGAAACAAAUCGAGAUGCACAUUAUACACCAUCAUCGUUUAGUUCUCUUCCACCCACAUGUUCCCAACCAACAUCUCUGAAUCCAUUACAACCAUUAAGUAGUGGUGGUAGUUCACAGCAAGUGCCAAGUGUAGCACCAACGGCUGGAAUAUUAAAAAAAUCACCUGAACAACCAUUGCGUUCUGGUAUUGAAGUGAUUGCUGUGAAUAAACCAGAAGAAGGAUUAGGAUUAGGAUUGGGAUUAGGGGCAGCGGCAGUAGCGGCAGAAGCUGGAAAAGGUUCAAAUAUAGGAUUAACAUCAGCGGCAAGGACAACAACUCCUAUCAAUGACUCUUCAGAUGAUCUUUCUGCAGAACCAUCGAAGUUUGUACGAGCAGUGAAACCGUAA
Molecule: messenger RNA, 1980 nt
Organism: Trypanosoma theileri
Lineage: Eukaryota; Euglenozoa; Kinetoplastea; Trypanosomatida; Trypanosomatidae
Exons: 1
Coding region: 1-1980 (659 amino acids)
Source: RefSeq, a predicted model, not a curated record